UGGUUAAAGUGCAUCUCACAACAACAAACACUGAUUUUCCAGUGAAACUGCCAAGUAUCAGUAACAACCACGGCUUGUCUCAUGUGGAUUUCACCUAGAAACACUAUAGAAUAUUCCAGUACAUGGCUUAAUUAAAACAUUCGUCUUCGUCCACCACAACUUGACAGAUCGCCGGUGCAGCAAAAUUUAAAAGCUACUCUUAGUUAUUUCUGUCAUCGUCUCUCUUCGUACAAAAUCAUGGUUGAAAAAAUUGACGGCGUACAUUUGACAGCUAGCAUCGUAGCUUGUUGAACAGCUGUUUUCACCUUUAGUCUGGUGUCUAACCCUAUCCAUGUCUUUCAUUGGAAGGCAUGAAUAUUGAAACCAUGAUUGUGGACAUCUGCUGCUCGUCUUUACUUCAACACUGAAGGACUGGUCUUUGGUCGAGUGACUAGCAUAUUCAAAAUGACACAGCCAAGGAAAUCAUGGGCCGAUAUGAAGCUUGCUGUGAACGAGCUUCGUAAUCAACUCUCAGGGUUAGGGGCAACUAUUCCCAGCAAUAUAACAUUUCGAUCUCUCCCAAAUGGGAGGACAAGAGUCUAUUUUCUGCCAAACCAUAUGAACAGUAGUGAAGUGCCUCUUUUAUACACGGAUAUCAGUGCUUCAGACAACUCAAGCAGUGUAUCUAAACGUUUACACUGUCCCCAUCUGCUGGAACCGAAUUUCUCAAACAAUGCAACUGCAAGUAAAUUAUCUCGAGAAGAAUUAUUGUUGGUUGAGAGGAAACGGCAGUCGCUCUCAUGGGGUAUUACUAGCUAUGAAUUACAUCCAAGCUCAGGGAAAAUCAUAUUUCCAUUAGCAAGCAACUUAUUUCAAUGUGUGGAUACUGGAUUUUCUAGCAGUUCAUUAUACCCCACUGAAAUAAGGAUGAACCUCCCAGGAGCAAAACUAAAUCCCCAAAUAUGUCCCUCAAAUCCAGAUCUAGUUGCCUUCAUCAACAAUCAGGAUAUUUAUGUUACACAUACAAUAACUGGUAAUACUCAGCGCCUGACUUUUGCUCAUAAAAACACUGGAAAUAUUGGAGAUGACCCUUUGUCCGCUGGUAUCCCAUCAUAUGUCAUACAGGAAGAGUUUUGUCGUUUUCAAGGGUUUUGGUGGCAAGGAGCAACAAACGAUGAUAUUUACCGAAUAGCAUAUGAAGAAGUUGAUGAGAGUGAAGUGAAAAUCCAUGGCUUUCCUUCUUAUUUGCAAAACAAUGGAGAAGUUGAAGAGUUCAGGUUUCCUAGAGCAGGAACACCCAAUUCAAGAUCAACCUUGAAGCUGGUUGAAUUCAAAGUUUCAGGCUCAUGUCAAAUUAUCGACAUACGGGAAUUAGAAAUGGUCACUCCUCUAAGUAUCUUAUUUCCAUGGAUGGAGUACCUCGUUAGGGUAGGAUGGACCCCAGAGUCAGAUUUCAUUUGGGCUCAACUACUGGAUCGCAAGCAGCAGCAUCUUGAAUUAGUACUGAUAUCAGUCGACUACUUUGUAGAGGUUUCUGCACUCGCUGCAUCUCCAGCAUCUCCAGCAUCGUCACCACAUUCACCACCUUUAUCAAACACAUCUCCUAACCAUAUACACUUUAUUCAAAACCACCAAAUGGUUCACACAGUAUGUAGUCAGGAAUCAAAAGUGUGGAUAAAUGUGAACAACCUAAUAUACUUCUUCCCAAGAACAGAAGCCAAUGAGGUCCAAUUUAUAUGUGUCAGUGAAGAAACAGGGUUCCGGCAUCUUUACCUGUACACAGUUCCUUUGGCUGGUGUUCCAAAUGGUAUUGAUGAAGCUCUGGAUCCUUCAGGCUAUCGUCAGUCAAAUGGCUCUAGAGUGGCUCUAACCAGUGGUGAUUGGGAAGUGCUUGGCCAACAAAUUUGGGUCAAUUUGGAGUAUGGCAUAGUUUAUUUUCUGGGUUUACGCGAAGGUCCUUUGGAAAAACACCUGUAUGCUGUUUCACUGAGAAAUGUGGGUGAAAUACGACUUUUAACUAAUCCAGGUCACUCCUACAAUGUAGAUUUCAGUGAGGAUUGUAAGUUUGUAGUUAUGUCAUACAGUAAUAUUCAGAAACCACCAGUGUGUGAGGUAUUGAAGAUCUCCCACUUGAACGGUUCAUUAGAAGGAGUUCAGUUAAACUCGGUUGGCUUCUUAGUAGAGCCUAGAAUGGCAGAAGGUGAGUUUUACUUUCCUGACUUGCACACUUACAAGAUCUCAGAAGGUGUCACCCUUCAUGCCAUGGUGUUCAAGCCUCACAACCUCCAACCAGGACGAAAGUAUCCGACAGUCCUCCAUGUCUAUGGGGGUCCUGAAGUACAAGUUGUAUCAAAUACGUUCAAGGGUAUGCGACAGUUGCGAUUACACAUGUUGGCAGCUCAAGGGUAUUGUGUGAUUGCUAUUGAUUCAAGAGGAUCUCGCCACCGAGGUUUAAACUUUGAAGGUCAUCUGCGAGGCAGAAUGGGCACCGUUGAAUUGAAAGAUCAAGUUGAGGUUCUACAGUGGCUGGCAGACUCUUUAGGAUUUAUUGAUAUGAAUAGAGUAGCCAUCUUAGGCUGGUCCUAUGGUGGUUACUUGUCACUUAUGGGUCUGGCUCAUUACCCACACAUUUUCAAGAUUGCCAUUGCUGGUGCCCCAGUAACAAACUGGAAACUGUAUGACACUGGAUAUACCGAGCGUUAUAUGGAUCUUCCAGAUGAUAAUGUUUUAGGCUACAGAAAUGGGUCGGUUUUGGAAUAUGUUAAUAAAUUCCCUGAUGAAGAGAACAGACUUCUUAUCAUUCAUGGUCUCAUUGAUGAAAAUGUGCAUUUUCUGCACACUACCCAACUUAUCAACGCCCUUGUGAAAGUAGGCAAGCCCUAUCAACUGCAGGUUUAUCCAAAUGAGAGGCACAGUUUAAGGCACAUGGAUGCUAGCAAACACUAUGAAACCUUGCUGCUUUCGUUCUUACAAAAUCAUUUGUAAUGCAAUUACAUACAUACAUUUGCCUCUUUUAAAAACAUUAUGGAACUGUUACUUUGCUUUGAUUUCAUCAUCAAAAUUUUCAAUAGUGUUACUUGUUAUUUCUUUUAACUGAUCCAAGGUAAAGGUUUAUUCAUUCAUCUUAUCACUUAAGAUCGACUCUUGAUGUGAAUUAAUAGUUUGCUAUUAGUUUUUGUGCCUGUUGGUUAAGGUGUUUUUGUUGCUGAGUACUUAACUAUUGAUUCACCUACAAGAGUAGGAAAUAUCUUUAGUACAAAAAUAAAACACUAAAUUUGCUUCAGGGCCCUUGAUCUUAGUACUCUUUUUCAAUCUGUUCCAUUUUUCUUGCUUUGUGAUUAACAAAUUUACUCUGCUACUUUUCCUUUUGCAAUGUUUUUCAUGCAAGCUUGUUACCAUACGGAAUCUGAUUCAUAACUGUUUUACUUUUGUUUUGUCUUUAUCAGUCCACAUUGCUGUAACUGUUUAAUCAUGCUUAUUAGGGUAUUUGUAAUAGUGUUAAUUUUGAUUAUUUUUUUUUAAAUUCUUGUCAUAGGAGUAUUGUUGUUGAUGUCUUUGUAUUUUAAAGCUGCCAUCUUUUAUUUACCGAUGACUGACUAGCUUGUAUGUGUCCUCACUGCAGAGCUUUUGUGUAUUUUUUACAUUAAGUUUUACAGAUUUGUCAUGUGUAAGAACAUUUCUGGUACAUGAGAAAGUAGGAGAUUUAAAGAAGCCUGUUUAUUUAUGAGAGUGUCAAAGUACCAGAAAAUCGUUUUGGCCAGUUACAAGUUUUGCUGUUCAGUAUUUGAUAUGCUCGAUCUCUGGGAAACCCCUACAAAUAUAGUUCAGCUCAUCACAUAAGCAGGAUACAUCUUUGUUUAUUGAACAAAUAUUCUUGUUGCUUAUUAUCUGUUAACUUUUAAAUAGUGAAUCUUUAUUUUCCCUCCAAAUAAUCAAUCAACAUAUAACUACUAAGCCCCACCCACUUCCCCCCAAAAAAGCAUAAAAUAGGAAAUCUGAAAAAUACCUGUCCUUGUUUCUUUUGGACAUAAUAAUGUUGUAUCGCUGUAGGGGUUCUUGAAGGGUAAAUUUGAAAUCUUUCAUAAUAAUAGAAACAUAAAGGGAAACCAUUGCUCAACCUAUGCAAGUAUCAAAUUUUCAAAAUUGAGAGAAAUCAUGAUGAAGUGGGUAUUCAGGAUUCCAGGUUUUUAUCGAGUGAGAAGUACAGGGUUUCCUUUAUUUGAUUUGUCACCAACAAUGUGUUGCCUGCUGUAUACUAGAUACAUUUUGUAAUAUUCUGUGAUUAUUGUUGCCUAUGAUUUAUGUAUAGAGAGAUAAUUACCUGUUAAAAUUCGGCAUUUGCCCCUUAUCAGUCAUUUGUUAUUGGCCUUGCCCCAAUAUUUACAUGAAGCAGUGGUAUCUCUACCAGUUACAGAUUCAUGAAUGUCUUCAAAACCCUAUUACAAAUCACUUUAGUGGAACUGUCUGGUUUCCCUCUUGGGUGUGUAAAGAAUCUUUUGAUAUUUGGACCAUUUUCCUUCUUAUUUGUUUAAAUUUUGCGGGAAGGACUUCUACACCAGUCUCUGAAAUGUUGCUGACUAAUAUAUUAUUACUAAUGUUAUUAAAGAACAAGUGUAACAUUCAGACAGUUUUUUGUUAUCUUGUGUUGUAUUUUCUCUCAGGAUUUUGUUUCUACAUGUAGUAUGUUUCAAUGUACUUGGUUCCAAUCAGGUCCCAAUUUUGUGCCAACAGUGUCUUUAUUAUUUAGCAUUAUUGCAGUGUAUCCCUUUUCUUUAAAGAUGUCACACUUAAUGUAAUUAAUGAGUGACUCAACUCUGUUUUUAUGAUUUGGUUGAAGAAGAUGUCAACAACCCGUACACAAAGGGUCUCUGUGCUCCUUCCACCCAACCCUGUGUGCUGACCUUUGUAGUUCUGGUUAAAGACUGCAUAUUGCUGAAAUUUUAACAGAGAUAUGAGACUUAAUUAUUAUCUUUUGUAUCAUAGCUAUUCUUGAUAUGUAAGCUGUGAAUUUAUGAAAAGAGUUGAAUAGACUAAAUUAAAAUACUAUAAUGAUGUUGCACUUGACACACCAUCGUCAUCUUAA
This is a messenger RNA of Thrips palmi, 5062 nucleotides long. Its product is annotated as dipeptidyl peptidase 9. Lineage: Eukaryota; Metazoa; Arthropoda; Insecta; Thysanoptera; Thripidae. Gene Ontology annotation, molecular function: dipeptidyl-peptidase activity; serine-type peptidase activity. The record is from RefSeq and is a predicted model, not a curated record. Gene Ontology annotation, biological process: proteolysis. Bases 445 to 2964 code for a protein of 839 amino acids. The transcript is spliced from 17 exons.